This is a messenger RNA of Cyclopterus lumpus (lumpfish), 1927 nucleotides long. RefSeq names its product phenazine biosynthesis-like domain-containing protein 1. Gene Ontology annotation, molecular function: isomerase activity. Lineage: Eukaryota; Metazoa; Chordata; Actinopteri; Perciformes; Cyclopteridae. The record is from RefSeq and is a predicted model, not a curated record. Gene Ontology annotation, cellular component: cytoplasm. The transcript is spliced from 10 exons. Bases 517 to 1380 code for a protein of 287 amino acids. Gene Ontology annotation, biological process: biosynthetic process.
UUUGGCCGACGAACUUUCUGAGAAGUUUAUGAAAAUAUAUGAGGCUAAAUAAUGUUGUGUCUGCCUGUCCAAUAGCAGUGCUUUGUUGAUCCUUCUGGAGAUAAGCAGAUCACAUUUAAAUGCUACACAGACCAAAAACAUGCUGAAUAUUUGUAUGACCAUCUACAAAAUGUCAGAUGUUACAAAUUGUGAAGAAAAAGUCGAUCCAUCAAAAUGCAAAUUUGACAAUCAUCAAAAUACACUUUGAACUGGCAGAACCCCAGUUAAUCAAUAAACAGUUUUCAUGACAAGAGUAGAUAUUGGACACGAAUGACAAUAACAAACUCCCCAAUGACACUCGACAAAGCGUCUAAACACUAUUCGUGUCGCUGAAAAUAUUCUGAAGGUGGAGCCGAGGGCGCGUGCUGAAACAUAACAUUAGGUGUAAAGUCCAUCGACUGCAGCGGGUCGACUGUGUCAAAUCUUCACCGUGACUCUUUUCAUUUAAAGUUAUUUCCAUAUUUGUUACUAAUCAUAAUGGAGAUUCCAGUGUAUAUCCUCGAUGCCUUUACUAAUUUACCGUUCAAGGGAAACCCCGCGGCAAUUUGUCCACUAAUGCACGAACUGAGAGAAGACUUGUAUCAGACGAUAGCAGCAGAGAUGAACCUGUCAGAAACAGCUUUCAUCACCAGGAUCGACCCCUCUGACAAUUUUACCACAGGAUCUAGGUUCCGACUUCGAUGGUUCACACCAACCACAGAAGUGAAUCUGUGUGGUCAUGCCACUCUGGCCUCUGCAGCGGUGCUGUUCAAGCAUAAGAAGAAUGUGAAUCCUAAACUGGUGUUUGAGACCAGGAGUGGAGAUCUGGCUGUCACCGAGCAAGGGGAAGGGUACGUCAUGGACUUUCCUCUCAACCCGCCCACCCAGGAGGAUGCCAAUGAGUUCAGAGACCUCAUCAAGGUGGCAGUUGGAAACCACCCAAUCCAGGAUGUUUAUCUUUGCGCAAACACCAAAAAACUCAUGGUUCGACUGGCUGACAGUUGUGACAGGUCAGUGUUAACCAGCCUGAAAGUUGACCCUGUUGCUCUCCAGAGCAGUGAGAAAAGUGCAAGAGUCAAAGGACUAAUCCUCACCAUGAAAGGAUCACCGGAUAACCAGCCUGGAUACGACUUCUACUCCAGAUACUUUGCGCCAUGGAAUGGCAUCCCUGAGGAUCCUGUCACUGGUUCUGCCCACACCGUGCUGGGAAGCUACUGGUCUAAGCAACUGGGAAAGAAUAAAAUGCUGGCGUACCAGUGCUCCAGUCGAGGCGGAGAGCUGGAACUAGAAGUGAGAGACGACGGAAGAAUCAAUAUAUCUGGACAGUCUGUCACUGUGCUGCAGGGAACAAUCACACUAUAGCCACAGCCACUCACAAGCAAGGGUUGGGGAUGAUGGGACAGUCAUGAUGUAUCCAUAUGAUUUAACAAAUAAAAACAAGCCAAUUUCAAUAAACAGGGUAUUGUCCAGACAGAUCAAUCUAAUACUGAAACAUCACUAAGCAUACAAACAUAUUACAGGAUGGAAAAAACAUCUCACGCUUUGAUAGUAUUGGUAUUAUUUAUUUUCAUAUCGCAAAAGUAUGAACAAAAUACACACAAAACAAGUCAAAUCAGAGGUUGUAUCAGUUUGCCAACAUGUACUAAUAAUUAAAAACGUAAUCACGAGUUAAAUUAUCACAGAUUAUCAGUAUUAAAUUACAUUAGAGCAGAAUAAUUUCCUCCUAAAUUGUGUUUUCCUAGAGUUUUAACAGGUUAACAUGCCAGGUAGCUUCCGUUAUAAUCAUUCCAUCUCUGUACAGCUUAACGUUUGCUCUGUUUGGUUUUAGCUUUUUCUGUUACCAACGGUAUUAUGUUAACUGAAGAAUAAAGAAAAACUGAUUAUUUAUAUAUCAGUGGUUUCAAUUAUG